Scatophagus argus is the source of this 1646-nucleotide messenger RNA. RefSeq names its product RAB20, member RAS oncogene family (gene rab20). Gene Ontology annotation, cellular component: endomembrane system. Gene Ontology annotation, molecular function: GTP binding; GTPase activity. Gene Ontology annotation, biological process: intracellular protein transport. The coding region runs from base 216 to 1007 and encodes 263 amino acids. The transcript is spliced from 2 exons. NCBI's taxonomy places the organism in Eukaryota, Metazoa, Chordata, Actinopteri, Scatophagidae. The record is from RefSeq and is a predicted model, not a curated record.
UCAAAUACUUUCUGAAGUUCAGCUUCAGGCAACAGAUAGAGAGUGGACCAAUGUCGGGGUGUCACGUUGUUACAAAUUAACUCUCGUACAUAAAAUGGCGUUUGUCAAAGGGAUUCACGACCUGUCGGAAAAUAAUUUUACGAGCUAAACCGCGUUUCUUUCUUACAGUAAAGGAAAAAAAGCUCCCUUGUAGCGGGACUCGACCGAGCGUCAUCAUGCCCGAGAUGUCCAAAAUGAAGAAGCCCGACGUCAAGGUAGUUCUCCUGGGAGACAUGAACGUGGGGAAGACGUCUCUGCUCCACAGGUACACGGAGAGGAAAUUCAAAGAAACCGUCAGCACCGUUGGAGGGGCGUUUUUCCUCAAACAAUGGGGACCUUACAAUAUCUCAAUUUGGGACACGGCUGGUCGUGAACAGUUCCACGGAUUGGGCUCAAUGUACUGUCGAGGUGCAGCUGCUGUCAUCCUCAUUUACGAUGUCACCAACUGGCAGAGCCUGGCAGAGCUGGAGGAGCGCUUCCUGUCACUGACUGAUACCGCUAACCAUGAUUGCAUUUACGCUGUAGUGGGAAACAAGGUGGAUCUGACAGACUCCAAAGCCCAGGUGUCCCCGGACUCUGAUGUGGCAUCUGAGGACCGAACUGAAUGUGAGGAGGAGAGGACAGAGCCACAGGUGCUGUCUGCUUGCCCCACCCCCCCAGCCUCCCCAGCGUCCCUCUCUGGGAUGAUGCUUCACAAACAGGUUUCCCCUGAGGAUGCAGUGGCCUUUUACGGGAGAAUACUGCGCUACAAGGGCCUAGACGAAAAGAGUAGCCUGCCUGCAGAGAAGAUGUGCUUCGAGACGAGUGCCAAGACAGGCUACAACGUGGACACUCUGUUCGAGGCGUUGUUUGAUCUAGUGCUGCCCUCCAUUCUGAGGAAGAGAAACGAGAACCAGGGGUCGCCUACAGUGGACCUGGAGGAGUGUAGGGGGGCUAGCAACAAGCGGACCAGAUCUUCCUGCUGUUAGGGUCUGGCAGAGGAAGGUAGAGAGGCUGCUGGACACAGAGGCUUGUUUUUAACUAAAGACAAUCAACAGGUUGGUCUGUGUACCAAAUACAUACUGUGAUGGUACUACUUAUUUGCCUUGAUGGAGACCCAAAAGUAUAAGUAAUGACCUCUGGGCAGCACAUAUUCUUGAUUCUGUGAAGAGAGGCAGAAAAAGCAACUAGCGUUCAUAGAGUGUUCAUAGUGUCCAAUGAUAUUUUCAGUAUUUCUUUCAUGGAAGGGAAAUAAAUGCAUGUUGCAUUAUCACUCUGUGCUUUGAAACCUUCCACCACAAUGUCUGAAAUUGCACUUGUAUCCCAAAGAUGUGUCUGUGGACAAAUAAUACACAUAAGAAGUCAAUCACUGCUAUUUGUUAAUGUUUUGGAAUGUGAAUUUCACAAAUUUUACAGCACUAAUUGUUAAGUUGGUGGCACGUUGCACUGUGUAUAUUGUAGUGGUAUUUUACGAUUUUCCUAAGUCACACUUUUUGUUUUAUUUUAUGCUCUGUUAAAAACAUUAUGUAUCUUUUACUGGCACAUUUGGAACCUUUCAAUGAGUGUAAAUAGUAAAAGCUCCUGUUGAAUUUUUAAGUACACUGUCAUAAUAAAGAUUUCUAUUUUAC